AUGAAGAGGCUGUCUGAUGUUGAGAAGGCUGUAACAAAUAUAAACAACCUUGUGAUCAAGCUUACAGAAGAAAAGAGUGGAUUAAAGAGGAGAUGUUUUAAAAAAUCAAGAUGUUCUGCAACUGAUGCAAAUAAUCAAACUUGUGGGAAGCUCCAUCACACGAGCCUUCAUGAAAAUCAGAUUGUUGGGAGUUCAUACGUCAGCUUGAAAAGAAAUGGAGUCAUGUUCAUGGUCAAUAAGAUUAAAUGUAAUAAUCAAGUAUUAAAUACACUCUUUGAUUCUGGGGCUGACGUGACAAUGAUACGAAAUGAUAUGGCAGCCUCAUUAGGAUUGAAAGGCAAGCAUAUACGCUUAGCUGUGACUAAACUAGGAAACCAGACUGUAACAUAUAACAGUAAGGAAUAUGACCUUGUUCUUACUGAUAAACAGGGGAAUAAUGUGAAUAUUACUGCUUAUGUUAAAGAAACUGUAGGUGAAAAUUUACAACUUAUGGAAUCUCGAUUUGGGAUGUGUGUUCGUGGUAGUCACCCUAGUAUAGCUUGUGCCUCAGGUACUAGGGAUAUUGUAGGCAUCAGAAUAAACCAUAUUUCUGGGAUUAUAUAUGACAAAGAUAUAACUGUUGAACCGAAAUCUGAUAUUAAGGAUCAGAUUGAUAAAUUUUUCACAGUGGAAUAUUUAGGAACAGAAUGUAAUCCUAGAUGUGGUGAUUGCAAAUGUGGCAAAUGUGCAAAUAAUAUCUCUGUUGCUGUUGCCAAAUUAAGGAGUACUGAGAAGAGAUUGCUGAAACUUGGACCAGAAUAUGCUAAAGCUUAUAACAACCAAAUAAGGGAUAUGAUCAUACGUGAUGUUGCACGUAAAUUAACACCAGAUGAAAUAAAAGGUUAUGCUGGUCCUAUUACAUAUCUUCAACAUCAUGAAGUGCUAAAGCCAGGAUCUACAUCCACACCAAUUAGGAUUGUCUUUAAUUCCUCUGCCAAAUUCAUGGGACAAUCUCUAAAUAGCUUUUGGGCCAAGGGUCCUGAUGUUUUGAAUUCCAUGGUGGGCAUAUUACUGAGAUUCCGUGAAGGAGCCAUAGGUAUAGCAGGUGAUAUAAGUAAGAUGUACAACAGUAUUAAGCUUCCUGAAAUGGAGCAACAUGUACGCAGAUUUGUUUGGAGAGAUUUCCAGUUGAAUUGUGAGCCUGAGCAUUAUGUGUUAACUUCAAUGGGCUUUGGUGACAAACCUUCUGGAAUAAUUGCUAUGUUGGCUCUUAAACACACAGCUGAGCUAUGGAUGGAAAAGUAUCCCGAUGCUGCUUCUAUGAUAAUAUCAAAUUCUUAUGUUGAUGAUAUUAUACAAUCAGUUGAGAGUAAAGAGAAAGCUUUGCAGUUGAUUCAGGAAACUGAGAAAAUACUCUCAUAUGGCAAUUUUAAGGUAAAGCAGUGGAUUAUGACUGGUGAUGUUGAUAAGGAUGAUCUAGAUUUUUCAGAGAAUGAAGGCGAUAAAAUUCUUGGUUUAUAUUGGGAUCGUUGGAAUGAUGAAUUUAAAUUCAAAGCAAGGUUGAAUUUUUCUCCUAAAUAUAAGGGUAUACGAACAGGUCCAGAUUUAAAAUUUUCAAAUUUUAUUUGUAACAUUCCUCCAGUUUUAACUAAGAGAAUUGUUAUAAGUCAGAUGUGUUCUGUGUAUGACCCACUAGGUUUACUUCUUCCAUACACAUUGAAAGCCAAAAUAUUAUUACGGGAAACUGUCAGUUGCAGCACCAAGUUAGGAUGGGAUGACCCUUUCCCUGCCCAUAUGAAAGAGCAAUGGGUAGUACACUUUCACAAAUUAUUUGGGAUUGAUUCCUUGUCAUUUGAAAGAUGUGUCAAACCACCCACAGCGAUAGGUCUGCCUAUGCUUGUUAUUUUUAGUGAUAGUUCAUCAAAUGCAUAUGGUGCUGUGGCUUAUGCUAGGUGGAAAAUGAAAUCUGGAAUGUUUGAAAGUAAGCUAAUAAUGGCAAAAGGAAGAAUAGCUCCUACCAGACAACUUUCCAUACCCAGACUUGAAUUGUGUGGAGCAAUUAUUUCAUGCAGACUACGCAAAUUAAUCGAAAAUGAAUUAUCAUAUAGAUUUAGUUCAGUAAUGCAUAUAACAGACUCGGCUAUUGUGAGAGCACAGAUCCAAAAGGAGUCGUAUGGAUUUGGGACUUUUGUAGCAACACGGGUAGCAGAAGUACAAUCGAAGAGUAAUCCCAAUGAAUGGUGGUGGAUUGCUUCUUGUCACAAUCCUGCAGAUUUACUUACUAGACCUAAUGAUCCAUCAGAUAUUAUCAUCAGUUCAUUGUGGAAGUAUGGCCCAAAAUUCAUGACUCUACCCAAAGAAGAGUGGCCAAUAAGUCAAUCUAUUGAAUGUGACUUGCCUGAUAGAGUCCAUGUGAAUUUAACACACUGUCUGAAGGACUCAGAUGAAUGUGUUAUUGAUUUAUCUAAAUUCAAAAAUUACAAUAAACUUAUUGCAGUUACUGGUAGGAUAUUAAAUGUAAUGAAGAUCAGAUCUUUAAAGGGUAUCUUAUUAAGACUUGAACCUGAUAUUCUAAAUGAAGCAUUACAAUUUUGGAUCAGGCAAGCACAGAAAUGUUUUUCUGGUAAUUGGAAACAGAAAUAUCAAAGAUUGGGACCAUACAAGACUGAAAAUGGUAUAAUUAUGGUAGGUCAAAGACUGGAGCAUUGGUUAAAACAAAACUGGAAUCAAGAUAACUUUAUCCUGUUACCCAGGAAACAUUUGUUUACUAUACUUUAUAUUAGUCAUUUGCAUAAUAUAGAUCAUGCUGGAGUGGAUGUUACACUUAGUAAACUGCAGACAAAGUUCUGGGUUCCUUCAGCACGUAAAGUCAUCAGAGCAGUGAAACGUAAAUGUGUUACUUGUAGGAGAUUAGAUUACAAAGUUGAAGGUCAGUGCAUGGGUCAAGUCGCUACUGAAAGAAUAACUCCAUGUCCAGCUUUCUAUCACACUGCUACAGAUAUCUUUGGGCCAUUUCAAAUAAGAGACAAUGCUCCUGUUACUUUAGUCAAAUUACGGCUGUCUGUUUAUUUUGCUACUAAAUUAUCCCUUAUGUGCAAGGAAUGGCUGGGAUUACGUUCAAGUGGCAGUGCGGGCUUUGAACGCGGGUCAGCAAGAUUGCUAGAUGAGAAUGUACUUCUCUGA
Messenger RNA from Penaeus indicus, 3162 nucleotides. RefSeq lists its product as uncharacterized. Bases 1 to 3162 code for a protein of 1053 amino acids. Lineage: Eukaryota; Metazoa; Arthropoda; Malacostraca; Decapoda; Penaeidae. The record is from RefSeq and is a predicted model, not a curated record. The transcript is spliced from 5 exons.